Belonocnema kinseyi is the source of this 1287-nucleotide messenger RNA. RefSeq lists its product as uncharacterized. The transcript has 6 exons. The record is from RefSeq and is a predicted model, not a curated record. NCBI's taxonomy places the organism in Eukaryota, Metazoa, Arthropoda, Insecta, Hymenoptera, Cynipidae. Bases 140 to 1054 code for a protein of 304 amino acids.
CAAGAAAUAAAUACAUUCUCUCAUACAUACAGGCAAUAUAGUCACAUUGGCGCGUUUUUCAGUGUCAGUCUGCCUUCCUGAUCAGUAGAGUGCGGACCGUCUGUUUUUGCAGAAUAUUGUUUAAAGUACUAUUCGCAAAAUGUGGUUUUCAAAAAUGACACAAAAUUUAAUGUCAAUUUUAGUUCUUGGAUUUUGCAACAUUGUUUUCUCUGUUUCUCCUGUCACAACAAUUAUAGGCGGAAUAACAAAUGUUGCUACAAGUGCGACAAAUUUCUUAUACAAAGAGGGAUCAGGUAUUUUGAAAUUAUUGGCAGGAGCGGUCGACAAGCCAAAAAACAUCAUCCUUAAUGCAACAAGCCUAAUCGACAGUGCCGCAUCGAGAGGUUUGGAGUUUAAGCUAAAGAGGUUUCUGGAAAAAUUUCGCAAUAGGAUGCCCGAUGGGAUUCCAGAUCUUGGGAUUCCACCACUAGAACCGCUGAUAAUAGAGCGUGCAAUUUUUGAAACUGACAAUCCUGAAAUUGGAAAAAUGAAAUUAGUAUUGAAAGACGUAAUUGUAGAACAGCUUUCAAAUUUCGUGGUGGACAGAGCCAGACUCAGUCUAAUAGGACCAACGAUUUCUGUGAAUAUAACAGUUCCCAGGAUUGACACACAUGGAUACUAUAAUGUAUCCGGUAUAUUGGGAAAUAUGUUUCCUCUUCGUGGAUCUGGUCCAUUUGCAGUUUUAAUUUAUGGUUUUAAAGCAUAUGUACACACUAUUCUUGGUUAUUCCCGAGGCAUGUACAUGAAAAGUUUUGAUCUCGACUUUUCAAUAGAAUCAGUCGAUCUUGCUCUUGAAAACUUGAUGGGAAAUCAAGAAAUAAGCAAAGUUAUGAACGAGGUGGUUAAAGAAAUUGCUCCAGAGGCAAUAGAACUUAUCAAGCCGGAAAUUUUGCCAAAAAUUCAAGAUUACAUUUUGAGCAGAGCGAAUGAUACAAUGUACCAUCUGACUAUGCGAGAUGUACUGCACGUUCUUAUAGGCGAAACUGAAGUUCGAGAUUUUAUAAUUCUCCCAUAAGAGUCUUUUUGACACCCAAUCAAGGUGGCGAUUUCAAAUUCCCGGGCUUUCCCGGUCAAGUUUUUUUAUUUUUCCCGGUCAACUAAAAGUAGAAUGUUUAUAUGUUUCGAAAAAAGAAAACAUUUAUUGUAAAAUAUGACAUUAAUUCUAAACACCCUUUUAACACAACAUAACAAAAAAAUUGGAAAAUUAAUUAAUUUUCAAAUAAAAUUAUAAAUCUAAAAUUAUAAAAA